UCUCAUGUUCAGAUUCUAAAGCAAUUUUAACAACCUAAGGCCACAUUCCAGGCAGUUGUAUACGUACCUGCGUUUUGCCUUGUAAAAGUUAUGGUCGUAUCAAAAGAUUUUAUCAUCCUUUUUUAUUUGGGUGUUAUGAUUCAUACGUUAUUGGCAAAAGAAGCGACAGGGAAGUAUAUAAGUAAUGGCGUCAUGAAAAGUAACGAGAAACGUGGAUGCAGCCCAUUACAUCCUGUGGAAUGUAAGCACCAACAAGCAAAUAAAUGGCAAAGAGGUUGUGGUAAAGGUGAAAAAUGUCGAGAACCGGGUUCGAGACCAGUUGACACUAAUACCUUACACGAAAAGAGAAAAAAUAAUGAGAAAUUUCAGGAUGACAAGAUGAAAGAAGGGAUAAGCAAUGGAGCUUUAGGGAAAAACAAAAUGCCUGUAUGCAGUAUAGUAAAUCAAAAGCAUUGCAGGAAACAACAGGCAAAUGAUUGGCAAAGAGGUUGUCAAAAAGGCCAUAAAUGUCGCGGUGAUGAGGAUGAAGAAGGAAAGGACAAAGAUGCAAAACUGGUUGGCAAGAAAGGUUUAGGAUUGAGAAGAGCAGGUAGUCAUUUUUUGAAACAUAGUCAAAAUUAGAGUCUCAUCUUUUUUUUUUUGGGUUAUCCUAAAUGGAACAUUUAGAAGUGAGAAUGGGUUUUGUAUUUUCUUGUUCUUGACCAAAUGGGGGUGAUACAGGCAUUGCUACUUUGAUCCAUAGUGAAAGUAUGCUCCCUUGCAUAGAAAAUUCAUCUUCAACAUCUCUUCUAUGCUUGGAAAACUUUCAUUCCAUGAAUGAAAAAUCCUUAGAAUCCAAUGAAAAUGUGGGUGGGUCAUUUUGUAUCCUUUUAUUCUCGUUCAAUUUUUCAAUAUUGGAAAAAAAAAUCAGAUAUCUUUCAUUCUUUUUAA
Molecule: messenger RNA, 930 nt
Organism: Ricinus communis (castor bean)
Lineage: Eukaryota; Viridiplantae; Streptophyta; Magnoliopsida; Malpighiales; Euphorbiaceae
Exons: 1
Coding region: 91-621 (176 amino acids)
Source: RefSeq, a predicted model, not a curated record